Messenger RNA from Cucurbita maxima (winter squash), 1306 nucleotides. Its product is annotated as homeobox-leucine zipper protein HAT3-like. Bases 255 to 1091 code for a protein of 278 amino acids. Gene Ontology annotation, biological process: regulation of DNA-templated transcription. Gene Ontology annotation, cellular component: nucleus. The record is from RefSeq and is a predicted model, not a curated record. The transcript is spliced from 4 exons. NCBI's taxonomy places the organism in Eukaryota, Viridiplantae, Streptophyta, Magnoliopsida, Cucurbitales, Cucurbitaceae. Gene Ontology annotation, molecular function: DNA-binding transcription factor activity, RNA polymerase II-specific; sequence-specific DNA binding.
CCUGUAUCUAUAUAUAUAGUCCCAUCCAUGCUUUUACUCUGCUGCAGAUCACCAGCAAAAGCUAUGACAUCUCCCUGCUGCACCGUCUCCCCAUUUUUCCCACCAUUUUCUUUCCUCUCUGCUUUCCCGGAAUCCAAACACUAAUUAAUUACUUCCACUUCUUUCUCUCUCUCUCCCCUAUAUAUUUUCCAUCAUUGCAUUUUGGGCCAUUUCGUUCUGUUCUGUGUAGUCUUUGGUUCUUGGAGGAACAAAAAAUGGGCGGUAGAGAUGACGAGUUGCGGCUGACUUUGAGUUUAGGGUUGGGAGUUCCGACUCGGCCUUCUUUUCAGCCGACUCACAUUCACAGGCCAUCGCACUCCAUGCAUAAUCACAUCCGCAAUGGUUCUUGGAAUGAGCUCUUUCAAUUUUCUGAUCGAAAUGCCGAUUCUAGGUCGUUUCUUAGGGGCAUCGACGUGAAUCGGCUGCCGACUGUCGUGGACGGCGAGGAAGAGAACGGCGUUUCAUCUCCGAACAGUACCGUUUCUAGCAUCAGUGGAAAGAGGAGCGAGAGAGAAGCCGAGGCGGAGGCGGAGGCCGAGGCUGAGAGAGCCUCGUGCUCACAAGGGAGCGACGAUGAAGACGGCGGAGGUGGCGACGCCUCGAGAAAGAAGCUGAGGCUAUCAAAGGAACAGUCGAUGGUUCUUGAGGAGACCUUCAAAGAGCACAAUACUCUCAAUCCAAAGCAAAAGCUGGCACUUGCAAGGCAGCUGAAUCUGAGACCGAGACAAGUGGAGGUGUGGUUUCAAAACAGAAGGGCAAGGACGAAACUGAAGCAGACAGAAGUGGAUUGCGAGUACUUGAAGAGGUGCUGCGAGAAUCUAACAGGGGAGAACAGAAGGCUGCAGAAGGAGGUGCAGGAGUUGAGAGCGCUCAAGCUUUCUCCACAGCUCUAUAUGCACAUGAAUCCUCCUACCACCCUCACCAUGUGUCCUCAGUGUGAGCGUGUGGCAGUUUCCUCAUCUUCUUCCACCACCUGCCAUCCAGCAGCGGCUGCUGGUGUACAGCGUCCCUCCAUGCCCAUCAAACCCAUGGGCGGCGGUGUUGCCGAUUGAACGUUGAUCCCAUUUUGUGUUUCCUUGUGUGUAUGGAUGGGAAAUUUUGUUUGGGAGAUGCUGGUGAGUUCAUAGGUUGGUUAGGUCUGCGUAAUCCGCUCCCUAAGAUGAAUGGAGGGGAGUGAGAUAGGAAUGGACGAUGAGAAAUCUUAGGGUGAAAUUAAGAUGAAUGGAGAACCUUUUCUUUGCCACAAAUGAAAAGGGUUUUAUUUGGA